This is a messenger RNA of Salvia hispanica, 421 nucleotides long. NCBI's taxonomy places the organism in Eukaryota, Viridiplantae, Streptophyta, Magnoliopsida, Lamiales, Lamiaceae. The record is from RefSeq and is a predicted model, not a curated record.
UCCAUCACACGUCGUAAUGAUCCUUUCGUGUCUGAAACCACAGGAAGUUUAUGACUACGACACGUUCUCUGCGGAUGAUAUAAUGGGGGAAGUCGAGAUAGACAUUCAGUCUAUGAUAACUUCUGCUACUGCAUUCGGGGACGUUGGAACGUUCGAGAACAUGCAGAUCGGGAGAUGGCUGAAGUCGAAUGACAACGCGCUGUUGGAAGACAGCACAGUGAAUAUUGUGGAUGGGAAGGUGAAGCAGUUAGUAUCUUUGAAGCUGCAAAAUGUGGAAUCUGGAGAAAUACAUCUUGAGCUGGAAUGGAUGCCUCUUGAUCAAUAAUAGCAGUACUAUAUAAAUUGUUGUGUUUUAUAUGUUAAUAUAGAUUUGUUAAUUUUUUUCCUAAUUGUUAUUUGAAAGAGAAAUAUUCAAAGUCUA